Lucilia sericata (common green bottle fly) is the source of this 556-nucleotide messenger RNA. RefSeq lists its product as uncharacterized. The transcript has 3 exons. The record is from RefSeq and is a predicted model, not a curated record. NCBI's taxonomy places the organism in Eukaryota, Metazoa, Arthropoda, Insecta, Diptera, Calliphoridae. The coding region runs from base 1 to 549 and encodes 182 amino acids.
AUGGAAUUGAGAAAAUAUUCACAGCAAAAGAACAAAAUAUCCUACGCAAGAUCAGUAGAAAUAAAUUGGAAACUACACGCUAGCUUUGGUAGUUAUUGGAAUAAAUUAGCUGCUGUUACCGAAAGCUCCUGUGCUCUGCAGAAUGUUAAGCUUUUGUCGUUGUUGAAUUUACUGUGCAAUACCACACAAACCACAUCUAUACAAAUGAGGGAUGCUUGUUAUGGAUGUUUUUUUCGAGCUGGUAGUAUUAUAAGUGGUCCGACGCUGUUAUCAUCCCUAAAUGAUUGUGCUCGUUUAUACAUAGCAGAAUCGGAAUAUGCCAGCUGUGCCGCGAAUUUGCAAGCCUUAGUAGAUGGCAAUCGGCCGCAGCCACCGGAUCCAUUGGCAUCAGGUUUUUGUUUUACUGGAUAUUGUGAUUUUGUUCGCUGUAUUCGACGUAUUAAUGCCCAACAAUUGGUAAGUUGUUUCUCUUUAUUUUUUUAUUUAAUGUAUACUUAUUAUUUUAUUUUCAUAAUUUUGAGUGUGUGCCAGAUUCUAGCAAAUAUUUGAAAAUUUU